AUGUCGCUCUGCCCACCAUACGCGCCCUUCUUCGGAUUUGGAGGAGUCGCCUCAGCCAUGAUCCUCAGCACUGUCGGCGCGGCGUUUGGUACGUCGAAAGCGGGCAUUGGGAUCGCGGGUCUGGGGACGUUCAAGCCCGAGCUGAUCAUGAAGUCCCUUAUUCCUGUCGUCAUGUCCGGUAUCAUUGCCGUGUACGGGCUCGUGGUCGCUGUGCUCAUAGCGGGCGGACUGCAAGCAACGGACUACUCGCUGUACGCGGGCUUUGUCCACCUGGGCGCGGGUUUAGCGUGCGGAUUCACAGGUCUCGCAGCGGGGUAUGCGAUCGGUUACGUAGGUGACUCGUGUGUACGCGCAUACGUGUACGAGUCAAAAGUAUUCGUGACGAUGGUGCUCAUCCUGAUCUUCGGAGAAGUGUUAGGGUUGUACGGCCUCAUUGUAGCUCUGAUCAUGAACUCACGGGCAACGGAGGCACCACACUGUAUAUGA
Molecule: messenger RNA, 486 nt
Organism: Sparassis crispa
Lineage: Eukaryota; Fungi; Basidiomycota; Agaricomycetes; Polyporales; Sparassidaceae
Product: V-type proton ATPase subunit c'
Exons: 7
Coding region: 1-486 (161 amino acids)
Biological process (GO): proton transmembrane transport
Cellular component (GO): proton-transporting V-type ATPase, V0 domain
Molecular function (GO): proton-transporting ATPase activity, rotational mechanism
Source: RefSeq, a predicted model, not a curated record